AUGAGCACAAGUCUUGGAUUACAAUUAGGACUUCUCCUUCUCACAGUGUUUUUAAUUCGCAGAUUCUUUACUUCAGCAACUAGAGCAAUGGCUUCCCCUGAAACAAUCAAAAAGGUUAAAGCUCUUAUCCAAGAGAACAACAUUUUCAUCGCAUCCAAGACAUACUGUCCUUACUGCCAAGCCACCUUGAAGACCAUCUUUGAGGACAAGAAGGUACCAAAGACUAGCGCUUUGGUGUUGCAAUUGAACCAGAUGGAAGACGGCGCCGAAAUUCAAGAGGCAUUAACCGAAAUUACCGGCCAAAGAACUGUCCCUAACAUUUUCAUCUUGGGUGAACACAUCGGUGGUAACAGCGACUUGCAAGCCCUAGAAGCCAGUGGCAAGUUGGAUGCCCUUCUAGAAAAGGCAUUGGCCUAA
Molecule: messenger RNA, 417 nt
Organism: Lachancea fermentati
Lineage: Eukaryota; Fungi; Ascomycota; Saccharomycetes; Saccharomycetales; Saccharomycetaceae
Source: the annotation of a GenBank genome assembly